Molecule: messenger RNA, 1875 nt
Organism: Eimeria maxima
Lineage: Eukaryota; Apicomplexa; Conoidasida; Eucoccidiorida; Eimeriidae
Product: TCP-1/cpn60 family chaperonin, putative
Exons: 13
Coding region: 1-1875 (624 amino acids)
Biological process (GO): protein folding
Cellular component (GO): chaperonin-containing T-complex
Molecular function (GO): ATP-dependent protein folding chaperone; ATP hydrolysis activity; ATP binding
Source: RefSeq, a predicted model, not a curated record
AUGUUCGCCGCGCGCCACGGGCUUGGGGCCCUCCUAAAGGAUGGUUACCGCACCUUCACAGGCAUUGAUGAGGUGACUGCAAAAAAUAUCGAAGCCUGCAAAACCCUCACAGACAUUCUCAAAACAUCUUUGGGCCCAAACGGGCUGAGUAAGCUGGUCGUGAAUGCGUGGGGAAAGCGCUCUGUAACAAAUGAUACCGCAGCAAUCCUCAGGGAUCUUGAAGUGCAGCACCCCGCAGCGAAGUUGCUCGUGAUGGCUGCUGAAAUGCAAAAGCAAGAAAUGGGAGGCGGUUGCAACUUCCUUAUCGUUAUUGCCGGUCACCUGCUCACGAAUGCAGAUUACCUGCUGCGUCAGGGGCUGCAUCUGAGUGAUGUCAUUCAAGGCUACGAACUGGCGCUUGAGAAGAUCCCGUCUUUCCUCGAGGAGGCCGCCUGCCACUCCGUCGACAACCUCAAGGAUGCCAAGCAGCUCGAGCCCGGGCUGAGAACGGUCUUGGCUAGCAAGCCGCUGUGUAUAGAGGCGGGUCUGUCUGCGUUGCUGGCAUCCGCAAUAGCCUCAGUGAUGCCUCCGAAGUUUGAAGACUUCGACCCUGACAACAUCCGGGUUGCCAAGUUGCAGGGUGGCCGCCUCAGUCUGUCUACGGUUCUCAACGGAAUGGUUAUCACCAAACCACCUCACGGUACAUCUCUCGUACUAACUUUGCGCCCUCCAGCUAAUGAGACUUGCUCUCUCGUGUGCAAGCGCCGUUCUCUGCACAAAUUCGAUACUGCGGGCACUGUUGAGUCGAAGGCGAACUGCAAGGUGAUGGUCUUGGGUUGCGGCCUCGAAUGCACUACAACCGAAGCCAAGGGGACAGUUCUUAUUCACACUGCGGAAGAAUUGAAGAACUUCACUAAGGGAGAGGAGGCACAGAUGGAGGAUAUCAUCAAGGGCAUCAAAAAUGCUGGUACUUACUUGCUGCCCUACAACUUUAUAUCUCCUUAUUUCUGUUGUGUGAUAACAGAGGGCGUGCGCCACCAGACGCUGUUGGUGAUGCCGCAACAGAUACAAGCUCGUGGCGUUGAAGCAAUUAUUGUGCACGGAGGUGGCAUCGCGGAUAUAGCGCAGCACUUUUGCAACAAAUACGAGAUUCUUACGCUUAAGGUCCCAUCCAAAUUUGAGACUCGGCGUCUGUGCAGGGCACUAGGUGCGACAGCCCUCGUUCGUCUGGGCGUGCCUAUGGCUGAUGAGCUUGGAGUAGCGGAAUCGAUUCGAACGAUCGAAAUCUCCAGUACAAAAGUAACUCAGAUCCUGUGCAGAGACACUCGCGUGCAGACUGUUGUGCUUCGUGGAUCGACCCCGUGUGUCUUGGACGAGGCGGAGAAGGCCGUCGAUGAUGCCUGCGCCUUCGCGAAGGCGCUGACCAAAGACAGGCGCUUUGUCGCAGGGGCUGGAGCGGCGGAAAUGGAGGUCGCGAGGAAGUUGCAGGUGGUUGCAGAGAAACUGCCAGGUGUCGAGCAGUAUGCUGUCCUAAAGGCUGCGGAAGCCUUUGAAGCCAUUCCCAGAAUUUUAGCGGAAAGUGCUGGUCUGAACGCCACAGAGGUACUGGCGGCACUGCAUGCUGCGCAUUCCACUGGGCGGGUGUUCGAGGGGGUAAACGUCGAGGCCUUUCUGAGUGCAGUCGCGUCCAGCCGGGGGGCCUCAGGCAACCCGAAGGUAAACAUGACUGUUGAUGCGAAGGCUUCUGGCAUUCUGGACCACAUGCAGACAAAAGCGUGGGCCUGUCGCCUUGCAUUCGACGCUGCAAUCACCACCCUACGAGUUGAUCAAAUCAUCAUGGCGAGACCAGCAGGCGGCCCUGCCCCUCGCGCCCCAGGAGCUCCCGAUGCAGACUAA